Molecule: messenger RNA, 1926 nt
Organism: Ilex paraguariensis (yerba mate)
Lineage: Eukaryota; Viridiplantae; Streptophyta; Magnoliopsida; Aquifoliales; Aquifoliaceae
Source: the annotation of a GenBank genome assembly
CCUAUUCGCCAUUGCUUUAUCUUUAGUCUUCUGUGGAGCAUGGUCGGUUGAAUUCCAGCAUCUUCUCUCUCUCUCUCUCUCUCUCUUCUCACACACACACACACUCAAUCCGCAGCAUUUCUUCAAUUGGUAUAUUCUUUGCAAGGAAUGUGAAUUUUUCCUUUGGAAACCCUCAUACAGCAUGUUGGAUGAAGAGGAUUACUGCAUCAGUCUUCAGUUGAAACAGCAAGAUCUCUUACUCUACAUGAAGUAUAAAUCUUAUGAUACUCAUAGAAGACAUCAGAGAAACUAGAGAAUAAAUAUAUCAGUGAUUAAGCAACAUCCCCAGGAAAACGAGUGAUACAGUUGCUUUUGCACCAAUUAAUUAUGAGAAACGUGAGAUGACUACAAGUUCAAGAGAAGCUGGUUUUACAACAAAACAAGAAAGCAACACAAGCGAUGGAAAGAUCUCUGGGGCUUCAUCGAGCUCAACAUCAUGGUCAAAAUUAAAGGAUCCACGAAUAGUUCGCGUGUCUCGGGCUUUUGGAGGCAAAGACAGGCAUAGCAAAGUCACUACCGUGAGAGGAUUGAGAGACAGACGCGUAAGGCUUUCUGUACCAACCGCUAUUCAAUUGUAUGAUCUUCAAGACAGGCUGGGGUUUAAUCAGCCUAGCAAGGUGGUUGAUUGGUUGCUUGAUGUAGCUAAGCAUGAAAUUGAUGAACUUCCUCCACUCCAAAUGCCUCCCGGAAACUUUGCCCUAAAUCAUCAGCCAAUUCUAGCUUCUCAUAUAGUUGGUGCUCCUCAAUCUGACAAAGAAGAACUCAAAAUCAACACUAGUGUCCAUUGGGACAAUCCGUUGGAACUGUCCAGGUCAAGCUUUUGGAAUUCAGAUGCUUCCAUGAGGGAUAAGUCCAAGGGGGUUUCAAGGGAAAUCUCAAAUGAUGAAGGAAAACAAGGUGAUGAUCUUGAAGAUCAUAGUGCAUAUGUUUCAUCUAGCAACUUGUUCCGAAGACAAAAUCAUUCUUCCCUACCUGGUGGUUUGCUGAAUAGUGGCAUGCCCUAUAAUUCUUUCCUCCGUUGGGAUCGAGCUAAUUUAUCGCUAUCUCAUCCAGGAAGCCAUGAAUUGACACCGCAAACAGAAGAUUUCCACAACUUCACUGUUGUCCCCUUGCCGUCAACAUUGUCCAUGCCUACUGGACCUCAUGUUCUUGUAUGUCCUCCUGGAACACAGCCUUAUUUUCCCUCUCCUGUUACUACUGCAAUGGAGUCUGAUCCAAAACAAAUCAACUUUCAGAUGUUGAGCUCGGGUUCACAACAUCCAAUACCAAAUUCUCUCGCACAAUUCCAAUUGAGCAUGACUUCUCAGAUGCCACACAAAGAUGGUGGUCAGUUUCCUUCAAAAUAGACUUUAUGCCGGACCUUGGCCAAAAGUCUUUCUUCUUUCAGGCCAACAAAAAAAAGACUGUUAUAAUAGAAGAUUGACACAUGAUCCCGGCAUCAAAUUAUAAAUUUCUUCCCGAAGGAAAGUAGAAAUAUAACGCGUACAAGUUUGUGUUGGAUUCAUUCUACUAAGUAAUAUCUUGGCGGAUAUUUCUCAUCUUUUAUCGUCACCACGUUGAUCGCAUAAUUCCUUUCAUAAUAGCUUCAUCUAGCUGCUGCAAAUCAACUUCGAAAGAUAUCUACAAAUGUAGAGUGGAUUAUUUGGCACCAGAUGGCUUUUGGUACUGGUAAGUGGUAAGGUGACAGAAAUGGAUGUUCUCAUGUUCAUAAAUAUGUGUUGAUAUACCCCAGAGAAGGCCAUUUGAACAUUGAAGGAGCUUGAAAAUAAGAUAUAUAAUUGUGCCUAAUAUAUUGAACUUGGUUUUUGUAAAGGAUCUUAAUAAGUAUGUUGUGCAAAAACAAUUGACAUGAGGAAUGACAAUAGCUUCGACAUUUUUACUUCAUUA